This is a messenger RNA of Orycteropus afer afer, 3105 nucleotides long. Lineage: Eukaryota; Metazoa; Chordata; Mammalia; Tubulidentata; Orycteropodidae. The record is from RefSeq and is a predicted model, not a curated record.
AUGAUCGAUAGCUCCAAGAAGCGGCAACAGGGCUUCCCAGACAUCCUCACUGCUCAAGAUUUCGAACCCUUAAAAGAGAAGGAAUGCCUUGAGGGGAGCAACCAGAAAAGUCUGAAGGAAGUGCUCCAGCUGAGGCUGCAACAGAGGAGGACGAGAGAACAGCUCGUGGACCAAGGCAUCAUGCCACCUUUGAAGAGCCCAGCGGUGUUCCACGAACAGAUAAAAAGCUUGGAACGAGCCAGGACCGAGAACUUUUUGAAGCACAAGAUUCGGAGCCGCCCGGAUCGUUCUGAACUUGUGAGGAUGCACAUCCUAGAAGAAACAUUUGCAGAGCCAUCCUUGCAGGCUACUCAGAUGAAGUUGAAAAGAGCGCGACUGGCCGAUGAUCUGAACGAAAAGAUUGCUCAGAGACCUGGUCCCAUGGAGCUGGUGGAGAAGAACAUCCUUCCUGUAGACUCCAGCGUGAAGGAAGCAAUUAUAGGCGUUGGAAAAGAGGACUAUCCGCCGACUCAGGGUGACUUCUCAUUUGAUGAAGAUAGCAGUGACGCUCUGUCUCCAGACCAGCCAGCCAGCCAGGAGUCACAUGGCUCAGCCGCGUCCCCGAGCGAGCCGAAAGUUAGUGAAUCGCCAUCUCCUGUGACUACAAACACUCCAGCCCAGUUUACGUCAGCGUCCCCGGCAGUUCCUGAAUUCUUGAAAACUCCUGCUGCAGAUCAGCCUCCCACAGGGUCCACGGCGCCCGCCCUCCCCACAAACACCGUGUCCUCCACAAAGCCUGGGCCAGCACUGGUGAAGCAAAGCCAUCCCAAGAAUCCAAACGAGAAACACCGUAGCAAAAAGUGCAAAGACCCCAAACCACGGGUGAAGAAGCUGAAGUACCACCAGUACAUUCCACCAGAUCAGAAGGGUGAGAAGAACGAGCCGCAGAUGGACUCCAACUACGCCCGCCUGCUCCAGCAGCAGCAGCUGUUCCUGCAGCUGCAGAUCCUGAGCCAGCAGCAGCAGCACUACAACUACCAAGCCAUCCUGCCUGCACCACUCAAGCCUCUCAAUGACAAAAAUAACAACAGUGGGAAUUCAGCUUUGACCAGUAAUACGCCCAGCACACCAAGACCGAGCACAUCUGUCCCUGUGAGGAAGCCGGGGCCUCUGCCUUCCAGCUUGGAUGACUUGAAGGUAUCGGAACUGAAGACCGAGCUGAAGCUAAGGGGUCUGCCGGUGUCGGGCACCAAACCCGACCUCAUCGAACGCCUGAAACCCUACCAGGAAAUGAACAGCGGUGUUGCUGCUGGCAGUAUGGUGGCAGUAUCCACCCCCGCCGUCAUCACCAGUAACCCAGAGGUCACCGUGGCCUUGCCGGUUACGACUCUCCAUAACUCUGUGACGAGCUCGGUCUCCACACUCAAGGCAGAGUUGCCCUCUGCCGGAAGCAGCAACGCCGCCCACGUGGAGAGUGCUAGCUCCCCUCUGCCCAUCUCACCGUCCCCCUCGGAGCAGUCCAGUCUCAGCACUGACGACCCGAGCGUGGCAGACACGUUCACCGAGAUCAUGACCAUGAUGUCUCCGUCCCAGUUCUUGUGCUCAUCUCCUUUGCGAGUGACGAACCCUGAGGACAGCUUAAGUCCUGCCAGCAGCACUCUGUCCAGCCUGGAACUAGACGCCGCUGAGAAGGACCGCAAGCUUCAGGAGAAAGAGAAGCAGAUCGAGGAGCUCAAGAGGAAACUGGAACAAGAGCAGAAGCUCGUAGAAGUGCUGAAGAUGCAGCUGGAGGUGGGAAAGCGAAGCCAGCAGCAGCCACAGCGGCCACCGGAAGCCCAGCCCAGUGCGCCAGUCAACCCUGCUGGCAAACACGGCAGCGUGAGUUCUGCCGUCAAAGACGAGGCCUCCCUCCCUGACUGCUCUGGCUCCAGGCAGCCCAUCCCGGUCACCAGCCAUGCUGUGGGCCAGCCCAUCUCUACGGGCGGCCAGACCCUUGUUGCCCCGAAGGCUGUGGUUAUCAAGCAAGAGGCCCCCGUGGCCCCAGCGGAGCAGCAGAACCUCGUCUCACAGUUUUACACUCCAGCACAAGCAGGAAUCCAGCCUCAGCCUCCAGUGGCCACUGCUGCCCAGAUCCCAGCGACGGCCCUGUCCUCAGGCGUGGCCCAGCCUGCCCCUCAGCAGCAGGACACAUUCCCGCGGCACGGGCUCAGCCAGCCUCAGCAAGUCAGGAAGGUUUUCACAAACGCGGCACCAGCUACAGUUCUCCCGUACCAGAGACAGCCUGCGCCAGCAGCCCAACAGCCUUUUAUCAGUAAGACACCCGGCAGCCUUCUGCAAUCCAGAAACCCACCUCUUCCGCCAGUGCAGAACGGACCCCACACGCCCAGCAAGCCCAGCUCACCCCCGCCGCCUCAGCCGUUUGUUGUCCAGCACUCCCUGUUCAGUAGCCCAGUCACCAAGACGAAAGAUCCGCCCCGCUAUGAGGAGGCCGUCAGACAGACUCGCAGCACACAAUCCUCCCUCCCAGAGAUCUCCAACGCACAUAGUCAGCAGAUGGACGACCUCUUUGACAUCCUUAUUAAGAGUGGAGAGAUUUCUCUCCCUAUAAAAGAAGAACCUUCUCCUAUUUCCAAAAUGAGACCAGUGACAGCCAGUAUCACCACAAUGCCAGUCAAUACCGUGGUGUCUCGGCCACCACCCCAAGUCCAGAUGGCACCACCUGUAUCCUUAGAACCUAUGAGCAGUUUAUCCUCCAGUUUAGAGAACCAACUCGAAGCCUUCCUGGAUGGCACUCUACCUCCAGCCAGUGAGGUGGCGCCACUGCCAGGCAGCAUUGAGGACAGAGAGCCCUUCUCUCUGAUCGGGGACCUCCACAAUGACCUGCUGAGCCGCACCAGCGUGCUGGGCCACUCGCACUCGCCCAUGGAGACUUCCGAGGCCCCGUUUGCUGCCAGUACGCCCUGUCUGUCCCUUGAUCUUUCUGACACAAACUUGGACAACAUGGAGUGGUUAGACAUCACGCUGCCCGCCACGUCUUCAGGCCUCACCCCCCUCAGCACCACGGCUCCAAGUAUGUUUUCUGCUGACUUCCUAGACCCACAAGACCUGCCGCUGCCCUGGGACUAA